This is a messenger RNA of Doryrhamphus excisus (bluestripe pipefish), 1015 nucleotides long. RefSeq names its product pyruvate dehydrogenase E1 component subunit alpha, somatic form, mitochondrial-like. The record is from RefSeq and is a predicted model, not a curated record. Lineage: Eukaryota; Metazoa; Chordata; Actinopteri; Syngnathiformes; Syngnathidae. Gene Ontology annotation, molecular function: pyruvate dehydrogenase (acetyl-transferring) activity. Gene Ontology annotation, biological process: pyruvate decarboxylation to acetyl-CoA.
UGUGCUUCUGGCUCGUGAUGAUGCUCUGCAGUACUACCACACCAUGCAGACCAUUAGGUGCUUAGAGCUUAAGGCAAAAGCGCUCCAUAGCCAGAAUAUCAUCAGUGGGCCAUGCCACUUGUAUGCUGGCCAGGAAGCAUGUGCAGUUGGUAUUGAAGCAGCAAUUAACUCAACUGAUCGCCUCAUCGCUGCGUAUCGUUCCCACGGCUUCGCAUUCACCAGGGGCGCCUCUCUGAGGGAAAUUAUAGCUGAACUUGCAGGCCGCAGAACAGGAAUUUCAAAAGGCAGAGGAGGACCCAUGCAUAUGUUCACAAAAACCUUCCAUGGUGGUCAUGGCAUUGUUGGAUCUCAGGUUCCUCUUGGUGCUGGUCUAGCACUGGCUUGCAAGUACCAGAACACAGAUGAACUGAGUGUUUGUGUCUAUGGUGAUGGUGCAGCCAACCAGGGACAGGUUGCUGAAACCAUGAACAUGGCAGCUAUUUGGAAGCUGCCUGUCAUUUUUGUCUGUGAGAAUAAUAAGUACGCCAAAGGUACCUCAGUGAACCGUUGUACUGUAAACACCAACUUCUACGAGAGAGGGGAUGUCAUUCCUGGUCUAAGGGUGGAUGGGAUGGACGUCCUAUGUGUUAGGGAGGCAACCAGGUUUGCCUCUGACUACUGCAGGUCUGGGAAAGGCCCAAUCAUUUUGGAGCUUCAGACCUACCGCUUUUUUGGACACAUAAUUGGUGACACUGAGGACAAGUAUCGCUCUGUUGAUGAGGUGGACGAGGUCCGCAGAAAGAGAGACCCCAUCUCCGUGCUUGAGGGUCACAUCAUCACAAACAAUAUAGCCAGCAUGGAGGAACUGAAGGAGAUUAAUAAGAAAAGUCUAAAUGAUGUUGAAGAAGCUGCAAGAUUCGCCAUCCAAAGCACUCAACCCCCACUAGAAGAGCUAUGCAACUAUAUCUAUUGCAACAACCCACCACUAGAGAUUCGUGGCAUCAAUCCCUGGACCAAGCUAAAGUCCUGGAGCUAA